Molecule: messenger RNA, 1233 nt
Organism: Paramecium sonneborni
Lineage: Eukaryota; Ciliophora; Oligohymenophorea; Peniculida; Parameciidae
Source: the annotation of a GenBank genome assembly
AUGGAUUAAAGUACAACUAGUAUGAAUAGUUUUACGACAACUGAUAGAGAAAUAGAAAACAACUUAAAAGAUCUACUUGAGAGGAUUUUAGUUUAUGUAGAAAAAUAUAUUGAGACAAAAGAAGAGAUAAAUUAAAUAGAAUCAGAACUGAAAGAUUAUGAAAGUUUAUCAUAUUUAGUUGGAAUCAUUAAGGUGAUUUUUACUAAAUUGAUGUUAAAGGUUGAUAAGAAAAUUUCGUAAGUAAAAUAUAUUUAUACUAUCAAAAGGAAAUUAGAAAAAUAUAAUGAUCCUGCAUAAACUAGAUUUUCAAAAGAUGAUGACGAAUAUGAAAAAUUAGAAUAAACUUUAAUUAAAUAUGAAUAAGAAAUUCGAAAACAUAUAAGUGUAUAUUAUUCAUUGAUAUAACUAGAUUGAAUAAUAAUUAAAACUUUAUGCUGAAUCUAUACAAACGAAAUUAGAUGAAAGUGAAGAAAUUCGUUAAGAAUUGCUUGAAACAACUAAAAUUAACAUUAGUGUACAUAAAUCUAAUUAAACUAUUAGAAAUUAAAAAGAGAAAAUCAAGAGUUAAAUGAAAGAGAGUAAUUAUUACAAUAGGAAAUAAUAUAGUUAAAACUAACAAUUAAUUAACUAGAGAAAGAAAGUAAAAGAAAAUCUAUUGAAAUCAAUUAAAGAGAAUACUUAUAGAAUUUAAUUCAAAAAUAAGCAAGUUCAUCUUCAAAUCAUCAAUAAAAAUGUGGAAAUCAGAGACUAUUUUUAGAGUAAAGAUAAUAAAAUUCCUAUUCUGAACAUAAAUAAAGUUUAAAUCCAAUAAUGAAAGAAUAAUUAGAAUUGAGUGAUGUAGCUAUUCCAACUUAGUCAUCAUAAAAAAUAAACUAUUAUAGUAUUUUAGGAAAUGCAAAUAAACAAAAAAAGUCUGAGAUGAUAAAAUCCCUUCAAUAGAGAGAUUUUAAUAAAAUAUAUGGAUAGAUAAUGAGAAGCAAACAUAAUUCUUUGUCAUCAAUUAAUGAUAUCAUGUAAAGUAUAUCUUAACAUGAAAGAAAGAAAAUAGAAAAAGUUUAUUCAGUUUCUAAGAAUAGUUCUUAAAAUAAUAGUGUAAUUUAAAGACCAAAAGGUAAUUAUAUUAUAAAUAUUUAUACAGAUUAUAGUGAUUAUUAAUAAAGAAGCAGAAGCUCAAAAAGAGCUGAAGAUACAAUAAAGUAAAAAACUUUAGAUUCUUUUAUAAAAUUGAAAUGA